UCGAUAUAUAAUCCCGAGGAGAGGGGUAGAUGUCCGGAGUACUCUGUAGAAUGUAGACUCACCGAUACAUUUACUUGAGAUUUGUUUCAGGCUUAAAUAUGAGACAAAAAUAUUUCCACCCUAGGGCUGGUGGUAAAGGCAUGCUUCUCGACCAAUAGUCAGAGACCUGCAAGUUCUGAACGGGAUUGAUGGUCGUCAACUUCUACACUGUUAAAAGCAAAUGAGGGGCAGAACAAGUGACAGCGUGGUCGGCGAAUCAUUGCUAAUCGACUGAGAAACGCCAUAAAGAUCAUAGUCGCAUUGACGACUGUGAUUGACAGUUUGGUUAUUGGAUGAUAAACUGAUGAAAGAGUCAAUCAGUAGGGGUUAAGGAAGAUAGUGAAGAUGACAAAAGGAUAGUUAGAUGGGAUGGAUGACAGAGAAGGAGAAGACAGCGACCACCAUGAGGCAGGGACAGACUCGACAGUCAUGUUCAAUCAAUAUUGCCUGCUGCGGAUCGUUUUCAGAGAAAUUGUGAAACUUCCAGUUCACCUUGAGGGAUUGGAAAUACGGUCAUUUCUGAGCACUGUGUACAUCAAGAUCCAUGGUUUGCUGGCAAGGAAGCUGUGGUAACCUCAGGCAGGGUCAGGUACCAUCUCCGGCGCAGUAGGGCACCCAUGGAUCAAAUCCGAGAUUUCUACUCCACCGGUCCCAGACACUCAACGUAUCGAAACAUCAUGAAUGAAACACGAUGAAUGAGGCUUAAAGACACCUGGUGAUCAUCAUUGAUC
Aspergillus novofumigatus IBT 16806 is the source of this 770-nucleotide messenger RNA. RefSeq lists its product as uncharacterized. The transcript has a single exon. The coding region runs from base 409 to 612 and encodes 67 amino acids. NCBI's taxonomy places the organism in Eukaryota, Fungi, Ascomycota, Eurotiomycetes, Eurotiales, Aspergillaceae. The record is from RefSeq and is a predicted model, not a curated record.